Messenger RNA from Scleropages formosus (Asian bonytongue), 1082 nucleotides. Its product is annotated as dual oxidase maturation factor 1-like. NCBI's taxonomy places the organism in Eukaryota, Metazoa, Chordata, Actinopteri, Osteoglossiformes, Osteoglossidae. The transcript has 8 exons. The record is from RefSeq and is a predicted model, not a curated record. Gene Ontology annotation, biological process: protein transport. Bases 120 to 1082 code for a protein of 320 amino acids. Gene Ontology annotation, cellular component: endoplasmic reticulum membrane.
CUCUGACAGACAGUGGAGGUUCACAGCACCACCCUGCACCCAGGUACCUGAGGGGUGUCCACUGAGCCAGUGAGUCCCUGUGUGUCCCUGUGUGCCCCCGCUGCUCCCUCCCAGCAGAGAUGACGUUCUACGAUGGCAUUUAUCCAUUCUACCCCAGACAAAGGACCCCCUUCAUCUUCAGUCUGGACCUGCUCACUGUAAUCCUGGUCUUCUUGGUCCUCGCCGGCACUUUCUGCCUGAUUCUUCCAGGGAUACGGGGAAAGUCAAGGCUGUUCUGGAUGUUCAGAAUACUUCUCAGUUUGUUCAUAGGUGCAGUAAUAGUGGCUGUCAAUUUCUCGAGGGACUGGGCCACAGGCGGCGUGAAGGCCAACACCACUUACAAAUCCUUCAGCAGCGCUGUAGUACAUGCUGAUGUUGGCCUCUGGGUCGGAUUGUCAGGAAUCAACGUGACGCUCAAGGGAGAUCCUGUGAACCAGCUGAAUGAGACCAUAAACUACAAUGAGAUGUUCCAGUGGACCAAUAUCUUGGAUGAAGACUAUGCUGAAGCGUUGGAGAGGGGUCUGCCCAGUCCCAUUCUAUACAUAGCUGAGAAGUUCACCUUGAACAGUCCCUGUGGUCUCUACCACCAGUACAGAUACGCGGGACGAUACACUUCUGCCACCUUGUGGACUGCAUUCUGCUGCUGGCUCAUUGCCAACAUCCUCUUCUCCAUGCCUGUCAUCUUCUACGCUGGUUGUAUGAUGGUCACCACGGGAGCAUUCAUCUUCUUCUCCUUGGCCUCCUUUGCCACCAUACAGAACAUCCCUCCAUGUAAUUUCACCAUGGGUGCGGUCUCCAUGGAGGCAGGAUUUGGCAGCUCCUUCUGGCUGGCGCUGGUAGUAGGUCUUCUCUGCACACUUCUUGGCUUGCUUGUGGUCAUACUGGAUUCUGUGGUACCCGAGACGCUGAGGGAGGCCUUUGGCGUGUCUGGUGAUGUCGAAGGUGAACAGCCUGCUUUGGGGAAGCAAUAUCUCAACCCCGGUUUUGUUGAAGGAAAGGACAUUAAUACCCACCUGCAUGGUGACUUCAAGGUCUCGGUGUGA